Aegilops tauschii subsp. strangulata is the source of this 1142-nucleotide messenger RNA. RefSeq names its product transcription factor WRKY19. The record is from RefSeq and is a predicted model, not a curated record. Lineage: Eukaryota; Viridiplantae; Streptophyta; Magnoliopsida; Poales; Poaceae. Gene Ontology annotation, cellular component: nucleus. Gene Ontology annotation, molecular function: transcription cis-regulatory region binding; DNA-binding transcription factor activity. Gene Ontology annotation, biological process: regulation of DNA-templated transcription.
GCCCCGGGCCUAUAAAACCUUCUCCUCCCCCCUUGUCACCUCCAAGCUCAUCAUCAUCAUCACAAGAACGAACACCGGCCAGGCACGCACGCACACGCGCACGCUCACGUCUCAUGCUCGCCAGCCACUGAUCGAUUAGCUAGACUAGGCGCCGGGCAUGGAGGACACGACCGCGACGCUGGCGACGGAGCUGGACGGGCUGCUGGCCAUGGCAAGGGAGCUGGAGGUGCGGGUGGACGGCGACCAGGGCGCGCCGGGCGCCGCCAGGGAGCUCUGCGCCGAGCUGGCCGCGUCCGUCGACCGGGCCGUGCGCCUCGCCGGGAGCGGCCCGCGCGGAGGCAAUGCCGGCGGCAGGGCGAGCGUGAACGGCCAGGUCAGGAGCGGCAGGAAGGCGGCGGCGGCGAGGGUGCAGGUCCGGGUGGCGUCGAUGCAGGACCUCGGGCCGCUCGACGACGGGCUCAGCUGGCGGAAGUACGGCCAGAAGGACAUCCUCGGCGCACCGCACCCGCGGGCCUACUUCCGGUGCACGCACCGGCACUCGCAGGGCUGCCAGGCCACCAAGCAGGUGCAGCGCGCCGCCGCCGACCCGCUGCUCUUCGACGUCGUGUACCACGGCGCGCACACCUGCGCCCAGGCCACCGCUGUCCUCGCCGGCACGGAUCAGCAGCCGCCUGCUUCCUUCGGCCAGGAACAGCAGCAGCAGCAGAGCUCGCCGGCUGUGGCGCCGGAAGGGAUUCAGUGGCCGGAAGAGCCCUUCAUGCCGCCCUCGUUUCCCUCCUCGCCGGCUGGCUGCUACACGCCGGGGAACUCCUGGUGCCAGCUUGCCGGCAACUACGGCUACGCUGCCGGCGGCGGCCUCGGGGCUGACAUGGAGUUCGACGAGCUGUUCUGGAAUAUGUAGUUUUCCUAACCGGAGUUUCAGAAGACUGUAGGCGCCGUGUCCACUAUCGUACUGUAUUCCCACUAGUACUUAGAUUCAGACUCGUGAUCAUUCAUCGCAAUGGAAGCUAUAUCUAGAAUAGAUAUAGCACCAUCACUAGUAGAACUGUAGUGGUUAUACACUGGCCGCUGGAAGAACACCAAAUUGAUCUACAAAAACUCUGAAGAGCAGCGGCUCCAUAACUCCAAUUUAUUAUGGAUUA